GCAUUGCACUGCUCCUCAGAUGCUCAGGGGCAAAGCUGUGACAGAAGACCUGUAUUUGUCACCUAAACUUAGACUGAGACAGUGAGUGCGUGCUUUGGUCCAGACUGAGUCAUGUUGAAUCUGCGGUGCAUGAGAGUGAGGAAUGCCCUGGUGAGGGAGUGUAUGGCUGAGUUCCUGGGAACCUUCGUCUUGCUGGUCUUCGGCUGCUCCGCUGCAGCGCAGGUGAAAACCAGCAGCGAGACUAAAGGCCAGUUUCUGUCGGUUAACAUGGCCUUCUCUGUGGGAGUGAUGUCAGCCAUGUAUCUCACAAAGGGCAUCUCAGGAGCCCAUCUGAACCCAGCUGUGACUCUCAGUUUCUGCGUUUUGAGGAAGGUGCCUUGGCGAAAGCUGCUGCCCUACAGUCUCUCUCAGCUGGCGGGGGCUUAUGUGUCAUCGGGGGUCGUCUUUCUGGUCUACUAUGAUGCCAUAAUGGAUUUUAGCGGAGGAGAGCUGACUGUGUACGGCCCAAUGGAGACAGCAUCUAUAUUUGCUACGUACCCCUCUGGAUACAUGACUCUGGGCAGAAGUUUCCUGGACCAGUUAGUGGGCACCGGUAUGCUGAUGCUGUGCAUCCUGGGUUUGGAUGAAAAGAGGAACACCCCGGCUCCCAAUGAUCUGAUUCCUCCUAUAGUGGGAGUGAUUGUUCUGGGGAUCUCCAUGUCAAUGUCAGCAAACUGUGGAGCUGCAAUAAAUCCUGCUCGGGACCUGGGGCCUCGCCUUUUCACACUUACUGCGGGCUGGGGCACCGAGGUGUUCACGUGCUACAACCACUGGUUCUGGGUUCCCAUACUGGCUCCUCUUCUUGGGGGCAUUUUGGGCAGUUUGAUGUAUUUGAUCAUCAUCGACUGGCAGCUGCCUGACCCAGAAACUCCCGACCACCUCUCCACUCUCGCCACCAUCAGUGACAAAAUCGAUCAGCCAACCGGCACAUGGGAAAAAGAACACUACCUGAAGAGUUCACAGUUGUAAUUGCUCCUGAAACAAAAAAAAAACUCUCUCCCAAGUCUUCAUGGCCAGCAUAGAAAGCUAAAAAGUAAUCUGGUUCUGUUUAUGCUAGAUCGGAAUUCAGCUGCUGCUCACGCGCCUCUGUUAUAAAACCCAGGAAAGUGCUUUCCUGUUUAAUCUAAAUUGUUGAGUUCUUGAACUGCGAUAAUAGAGGCGGAGGCAUCUGAAUUUGAUACUGGUAGUGAGAUAAAGCUGUUUGCACUAAUGUCUGUCCUUUGGAAUAUUGAUUCAUUCAUUGUGAAUUGCAUUAUCAUCAUUAAUGAGUUGUUUACUAUUUGUAAAAUGUCUAAUUGAACACUGCACAUAUGCCAGUAGUAGUAAUCUGUUUUAUAUUAAGGUACAAAAAGACCCAACAUGUUCAUUUUCAUCUGUCAUUCCAUCCAUUAGAUCCACAGAACAUACUACAUGCAUGAUUUAUGUAUUUGAACCCAAACUCUUGGUAUGUGACUGUCUUAUUUAUUUGACGCAAUCUGCAAAAUUUGUUUUAUUAAAAUAAACGAUUCUUUUGAUAUUUCA
This is a messenger RNA of Mugil cephalus (flathead mullet), 1560 nucleotides long. It is a transcript of the gene aqp10a, whose product is annotated as aquaporin 10a. Gene Ontology annotation, biological process: water transport; glycerol transmembrane transport. Gene Ontology annotation, cellular component: plasma membrane; basolateral plasma membrane. NCBI's taxonomy places the organism in Eukaryota, Metazoa, Chordata, Actinopteri, Mugiliformes, Mugilidae. Gene Ontology annotation, molecular function: urea transmembrane transporter activity; water channel activity; glycerol channel activity. The record is from RefSeq and is a predicted model, not a curated record. The transcript is spliced from 6 exons. The coding region runs from base 112 to 1008 and encodes 298 amino acids.